Messenger RNA from Metarhizium brunneum ARSEF 3297, 561 nucleotides. RefSeq lists its product as uncharacterized. The record is from RefSeq and is a predicted model, not a curated record. NCBI's taxonomy places the organism in Eukaryota, Fungi, Ascomycota, Sordariomycetes, Hypocreales, Clavicipitaceae.
AUGGCUUCAUACUACCACUACAAUACGCAGGCGGUUCACGGCGCGCCCAUGUCGCACAACCACGGCGGCCACCGCAAUCGCAGAGCCCCUCGCUUGUCCGUUUCACAGAACGCUCAGAGGCAGUUCCGAGGCGCUCGCAGCAUGAAGGAUCUGAACGAGUCUGCUGCCCUCUCUGCCUUUCGUAUGAAGUUCGAAGCUGGCCGCUCCUUCGAGCUCGAGGAUGAUCUCGAGUUUUGCCCCAACCUCCUGACCGAGACUGAUCUGGUCUCCAUUUCGAGUGCUUCUGAGCGAUCGUCGCUGGCCAGCAAUUCUCCCGAAUCUUCACCAACGCAACAGCCGCAAACCGUUGCGCCUGGCUUUUCUCUGAACUCGACAUCGGCUGCCUUCAUUCCUCCUAGCUUUCAGACUCAGCAUUCGAACCUUAAAAUACACCAGCCCUCGGCCACCCGCGGCCGCAACGCCAUCCCCAUCAUCAACCCAGCUACUGGUAUCACCAUGUCUAGCCCGUCCCCGUCAGUAUCGCCCGCCGCGAUGCAGCAGUCCCUUGGCCGACGGUGGUAG